Cricetulus griseus (Chinese hamster) is the source of this 7790-nucleotide messenger RNA. The record is from RefSeq and is a predicted model, not a curated record. Lineage: Eukaryota; Metazoa; Chordata; Mammalia; Rodentia; Cricetidae.
UUUGUGUUUUUGUUGUUUGUUGUGUGCCAGGCUCUAUUCUAAGAUCUGGACCAAGCUUCUAGCCCAAGAGAGGUUGCCUGUUGGUAUCUGGCUUUUCAGAUGUGUCCUUUGGCUCCAUGGGACUUGAUUAUGGGGUGGGAAAGGCUGAAUAGAGGGCCAAGACCACCCCUAAACCCAUCCACAUACAACUAUAGCUUCCCGGUGUCCUGUGUUUGUCUUGUAAAACCUCUUUGGAAACAGCUGUUAGUGUUGCUGGUUGGUUGGUUUGGGGCUGUCUCUGUCAGGUUUGGAACCCAGGACUUCACACUUGGCACACAAGUACCUUAUCACAGUCACCAAAUUCCCAGAGAGCAGUUUCCCAGGGACUAACAACAACGUGUGAGAUAAAGGUCCUUUCUCCCUAGAUCACCUGUCUGUGUUCCUUGGGAGUAUGUGGCCGAUGCUAAUUUUCUAGCUGUUUCCACAGCACUUGAGGACUCUAUCCCUGACAGGGCAGUCAGGGCUGGAUGCUGGGCUUCUGGACCCUGGGUUCUUCCAGACCAUGAGGCUUAUCUCCUCCAGGACUUAAAUCAGUGGGUAUUUAUUCCUGCUCCUCUGGGGCUAGAGAAAGUGUACCCUGAGGGGAGGGUCUCUGCUGUAGCACUGGGGCUUUAACCCCAAGACACACCUGGAUCUGGUACACAGGAAGGAAUCCCCAGGCUACUUGGAGAUGUCUUAUUAUUCCCGCCCACGCCUUGGGGUGUUGGUGCCAAAAGGAAAGACGUUAAUGGCGUGCACCCACCUGCACAGCAGGGUGGAGACCCAGCCAUGAGGUGGAGCUGUGCCCCUAGGUCCUUUUAUCCUGGGGACACCAUGAGGGUGAACAAGAUAGAAGGAAGGUGCCGAAUUGAUCCCCAGGAGAGGGCCUGAAGGGCUAAGUAGAAGCAACUCUCCUCCCCCUCACCUCUGUUGCUUUUGGCCACCUGCCCAGUGGGGCCUUGGUCACACUGCUGCUGGCCUCAGCCCUGGCUGCCUUAGAGAGGGAGGCCCAUUGGAGGGCAGUAGGAGGGUUGGCUGGUGGCGGGAACCUCACAACUAGGCAUGUGGGCUCCAAAAAAUGUUCUCUCUGUCCCGUGGCAAAGUCUAGGGGAUGAAGUUCCUUCCCUCCAUCCAUGGUGUGGAUUCCCUCACCUAUACAACACACAGGUGCAGACACUGGUGACAGGCCUGAGCCUCCUUAUUAAGUCCCUGCCCCAGGUCUCCCUUCUUUGUCCUCUGAGAAGCCAGAGAAGCUGGUGACAAAAAUGAGAUCACAGGUGACCUUUGUAAACCUGGGAGUUUAUGAAAUAGUGUAACCCCCUUGCUUCCUGUCAGGUAGGUAUUUCUGUAUCCAUUACACAGAUAAGGAAAGUGACACUCAAAGGUUAGUGACUUGCCCAAGGUCACAUAGCCCUGGGGUCAGAUGAGAGAUAAGCCUGUGUGCUUUCCUUUGUGUUCCCACAGUGAUCACUAAUUUCUGUCAGUGUCACCUAGGGGUGUUGUAAGCGCCUAGAGUCCCCCAGGUUAAAGUUACGCUAAAGAGCCUGCGAUUCCGUGGAUGAUAAAGUUUAGUUGAUUGCAAUGCAGUUCUUCCAGAGGGAUGAAGGGCCCCCGUACCAACGCAAACCACUGAACACCAGUCAUCAGGGCGCCCCCUUUCCUCUUGCUGCACUGACUGGAAGCCCCUAGCUGAUAUUUCCAGGUCCUCUUCAGGACCAGGCUGCUGGGAGGGGGCCGUUGCAUGGGCCUUGCCCCUUCCCUCGCCCCGCCCCAUCUCCUUUCUCUGAGGUCUCCUUUCUUGGCUAGAGGAAAUGGAUGGGCUGGGAUGACUAGCUGAACUCACAUCCUUUGCUUGGGCCUGAGACAGGGGUGACCCUUCCAGCCCCAGGGCCAGGCUGAGGAAGAAGGUUAUGCCACAGUGGAAGUGACUGGAGCCACCACCCGGAACCAGGACCCUCCGCCCUCCUGCCAGGGUCCCAAGCCCAGUUUCUCUGGGCCUCUCCUCCACCACCUUUCCGGCUAUUGUUCUGGAAAGAACAGAGCCACCUAUCUGGCCCUGCCCCUGUUCCUGUGUCCCUCCUGUCACAUUGUCUGCCCCUCCCUAGAGUGGACACAUCCAGCCACCUAGCUGCCCCAUCCUAGACAGGCUAGUGAAGGGAGGGCUCUAUGAAGGACUCUUGUUCUCUUCUCUUGGGACCUUGUCUUCACUGCGACAUAAAGAGGCACCUUGGCGGCCAAAGUUGCAAGGCUGUGCACUUCCUGCUUCUGUAGCUCCUGUUCUUUCCCCUACUGACCCCCUGCAAAGGUUCUGUCUUACAAGAACUGUCAGAGGACGUGAGAAGAAGGCUGGCAGGCCUGUGCUAACUCCCAGCAGCCCCCACACAUUCUCUCUCCUGCCCCUUCUUGGUUCUGUAUUUACCUUUUUAGUGUAGUCCUUCAGCCCCUCCUCAUGUGUAUCUGUCUCCUCCCUCCCUGUCCCUCACUUCCCUCCCUGGUGGAAUGAGCCCCAGCCUUUCCCAGGCUGCUGGGGUAUUUGGGCCUGGGGGGCAGGCCUGGACCAGCAUGUUUGGCACCCUUCCCAGCCUGGGCUAAGCCAGGCCCACUCCUUCCAAGCAGGGUGGGUUCCAGCAGGAUGCAGGGGCUCCCUGUGACAAGGCCUCUCCUUUCCCGGCACCUCAAGGACCUCCCUAGCAUGGUCUGCAUGCCGCUGGGCUCUCCCCUGCAUGUGUCCUGUCCCAGGAGGCAGGGCCCACCAAGUCAAAGUUUAUGGGCAUCGAGUUGGCAGGUGUUCCCCAAGCAGACAGAGAGGCACGGAAAUGCCAGAAGACAGUUUGGGUAUGGUGCCCCAGUGUCAUGGCCAACAUGUAAGGAGCACUAUACUGUGGUGGUUGUCAUCAUUCAUGUGCUUACAAGGGACAAACACUGUCCUGACAACUUCUGGGAACAGAUUCUAUGAUCAACCUAUUUUUGUGGAGACCAAGUCCUGUAGGUUAAAUGGCCUGCCCAAAUUGGCAGGGCUGGCACAUGGAACUGGGCUGGUGUCAGUAUAUUCUAUAUGGCCCUGCCCACCGGGCCCUACUCAGGGAUGCUUGGAGCCGAGUCUUGUCAACAACUUUCUCUGUGCCCUUGGAUCCUUACGGCCCCCUCCAUUCCUUCAAUGCCUGCUCCCCUUGGCCCAAUAGGACAAUAUGACUCUCCCUAACCCAUUCAGGCAGGAAUGCCAACCAUGCACCCCGUGGGCCUGUCCUAUUGAAGGCAUGUCAUGCCAAUACCCCUUCCCGCCCCCUUUGGCUUCUAUAAACAAGCUGGGCAGGGGCUCUAGAGAACCCAGGCUGCUGCUACAGUGGCUUCCUGUACUCAUCGCCCUUGGGCCAUAGGGACAGGACCUGUACAAGGCCAUGGGCCAGGUGCUCUUCUGUACUCCGAAAGAGCUCCUCGGCUCCACGAAGAGACUCAACAUCAACUACCAGGAUGCCGAUGGAUUCUCUGCUCUCCACCAUGCUGCCUUGGGGGGCAGCCUGGAGCUCAUAGCCUUAUUGCUGGAGGCUCAAGCCACUGUCGACAUCAAAGACAGCAAUGGCAUGCGUCCCCUACACUAUGCAGCCUGGCAGGGCCGGCUGGAGCCUGUGAGGCUGCUCCUUCGGGCUUCUGCGGCUGUCAAUGCUGCCUCGCUGGACGGCCAGAUCCCUCUGCACCUGGCUGCACAGUAUGGGCAUUAUGAGGUGUCAGAAAUGCUUCUCCAGCACCAGUCUAACCCAUGCCUAGUCAACAAGUUGAAGAAGACACCCCUAGACCUAGCCUGUGAAUUUGGACGGCUCAAGGUGGCCCAGCUGCUCUUGAACAGCCACUUAUGUGUGGCACUGCUGGAGGGAGAAGCAAAGGACCCGUGUGACCCCAACUACACCACACCCCUGCACUUGGCUGCCAAGAAUGGCCACAGAGAAGUCAUCAGGCAGCUCUUGAAAGCUGGUAUUGAGAUCAACCGUCAGACCAAGACAGGCACCGCCCUCCAUGAGGCUGCGUUAUACGGCAAAACCGAGGUGGUGCGGCUGCUCCUAGAGGGAGGUGUGGACGUGAAUAUCCGGAACACAUACAACCAGACGGCCCUGGACAUAGUGAAUCAGUUCACCACCUCCCAGGCCAGCCGGGAAAUCAAGCAGCUACUUCGGGAGGCUUCAAUGAUCUUGAAGGUUCGAGCACUUAAGGAUUUCUGGAACCUUCACGACCCCACCGCUCUCAAUGUCCGGGCAGGAGAUGUCAUCACGGUGCUUGAACAGCAUCCCGAUGGCCGCUGGAAGGGCCACAUCCAUGAGAGCCAAAGAGGCACAGACCGCGUAGGCUACUUCCCCCCGGGCAUCGUUGAGGUGGUCAGCAAGCGGGCGGGCAUACCUGUGGCCCGUCUCCCCUCUGCACCUACCCUGCUGCGGCCAAGCUUCUCCCGGAUGUCACAGCCCUCUCCUGAUGAUCCCCUGCAGUCUCUCACCUAUGGCCAGCUCUCUCGGGUGGGCCUCAGCCCAGACAGUCCAGCAGGUGACAGGAAUAGCGUGGGCAGUGAGGGUAGCGUAGGCAGCAUCCGCAGUGCUGGCAGUGGGCAGAGUUCUGAAGGCACCAAUGGCCACAGCACUGGCCUCCUGAUUGAGAAUGCUCAGCCACUGCCCUCUGCCAGUGAGGACCAGGUACUGUCGGGUCUGCACGCCCCAUCCCUGGCAGACAACCUGAGCCACCGCCCUCUGGCCAGUUACCGCUCCGGGGAGACCUUCACUCAGGAUGUGAGGCCGGAGCAGCUGCUGGAGGGGAAGGAUGCACAGGCCAUUCAUAACUGGUUAAGUGAGUUCCAGCUGGAGGGCUACACUGCCCACUUCCUGCAGGCUGGCUAUGAUGUGCCAACCAUCAGUCGAAUGACACCCGAGGACCUGACGGCCAUUGGGGUGACCAAACCUGGGCACCGGAAGAAGAUCGCCUCAGAGAUUGCCCAGCUCAGCAUUGCCGAGUGGCUACCCAACUAUAUCCCGGUGGACUUGCUGGAGUGGCUGUGUGCACUGGGGCUGCCACAGUAUCACAAACAGCUGGUGAGCAGUGGCUACGACUCCAUGGGGCUGGUGGCCGAUCUCACCUGGGAGGAGCUGCAGGAGAUAGGCGUGAACAAGCUGGGGCAUCAGAAGAAACUCAUGCUUGGUGUGAGGCGACUGGCAGAACUUCGGCGCGGCCUGCUGCAUGGGGAGGCCCUGGGUGAGGGCGGACGCCGGCUGACCAGGGGUCCAGAGCUGAUGGCCAUUGAAGGCCUGGAGAAUGGAGAAGGUCCAGCUGUGUCUGGCCCUCGCCUCCUCACCUUUCAGGGCAGUGAGCUGAGCCCAGAGCUACAGGCAGCUAUGGCAGGAGGCGGCCCAGAACCACUCCCCAUCCCCCCUGCUCGUUCUCCCAGCCAGGAGAGCAUUGGUGCCCGCUCACGGGGAUCUGGGCACUCACAGGAGCAGCCUGUCUCCCAGCCCAGUAUUGGUGACCCCAGUGCCCCGCAGGAGAGGAACCUUCCAGAGGGUACAGAGCGCCCCUCUAAGCUUUGCCCCCCACUCCCUGGCCAAGGGCCUGCCCCUUAUGUCUUUAUGUGUCCUCAGAGCUCACCCUCUAGCCCAGCCCCAGGGCCGCCCCCUGGUGCUCCUCGGGCCUUCUCCUACUUGGCUGGCUCGCCUGCCGCUCCUCCAGACCCACCUCGGCCCAAACGCCGGUCACACAGCCUGAGCCGCCCGGGCCCUGCUGAGGGGGAAGCUGAAGGGGAGGCUGAAGGACCAGUGGGUAGUGCCUUGGGCAGUUAUGCCACCCUUACUCGGAGACCAGGACGCUGCACCCUUUCCCGGACUAGCCCUAGCCUGACCCCAAUUCGAGGGACCCCCCGAAGCCAGUCCUUUGCCCUCCGUGCCCGUCGUAAAGGUCCCCCACCCCCACCCCCCAAGCGCCUCAGUUCGGUCUCUGGCCCCACCGAGCCACCUUCACUGGAGGGAAGCCCAGGACCCAAGGAAGGGGCCACAGGUUCCCGGAGAAGAACACUGAGUGAACCAACUGGCCCCUCGGAGCCCCCUGGCCCCUCUGCCCCAACUGGCCCUGUGUCGGACACAGAAGAGGAGGAGCCUGGGCCUGAGGGGACUCCCCCAUCUCGGGGCAGCUCCGGAGAAGGGCUGCCAUUCGCAGAGGAAGGGAACCUGACUAUCAAGCAGCGUCCAAAGCCAGCUGGUCCCCCACCCCGGGAGACACCUGUACUGCCUGGCCUUGACUUCAACCUCACAGAGUCAGAUACUGUCAAACGGAGGCCCAAAUGUAAAGAGAGAGAGCCACUCCAGACCGCGCUGCUGGCCUUUGGGGUAGUGGGUGGUGACACUCCUAGCCCCUCCCCUCCCCUGGCCUCCCAGGACCCCUGUGAAUCUCCUCCAACUUCCCCUAACCCUCCACGGUCUGAGCCUAGCAGUCUUCCACCUCAAGGGACUCCAGCCCCAAGUCUCAGCCCCAAGUCUCAGCCCCCCGGCCACCAAGGAACCUCUGUAGGGCCAGCUCUGGCAACAGGCAAUCGGCUGGGUGCGGAGACGGAGCCUCCAGCUGCCCCUGCUGCCCUCCUCAAAGUGCCUGGAGCAGGAACAACUCCCAAGCCUGUGUCUGUGGCCUGUACUCAGCUGGUAUUUUCUGGCCCAAAGCUGGCUGCCCGGCUCGGCCCCCGCCCGGUUCCCCCUCCAAGGCCUGAAAGUACUGGGCCUGUGUGUCCAGGCCGGGCCCAACAGAGACUGGAGCAAACCAGCUCAUCCUUGGCGGCUGCACUGAGAGCAGCUGAGAAGAGCAUUGGCACGGAGGAGCAGGAGGGUCCCACAGCGGCCUCCACCAAGCACAUUCUGGACGACAUCAGCACCAUGUUUGAUGCUCUGGCUGACCAGCUGGACGCCAUGCUGGACUGAGCAAGGCUGGCUUGUGACCCUCCCUCCCUCCUGUGGUACCACCAGUGGCCCAACAUGGAAGACUACCCUGCCACCCCAACAUGGAAGACUACCCUGCCACCCCAGGAACAGGAAGAGGGUUGGUUGGGCUGGAGUACCUAUCCUUCCACAGCAGAGACCUUCCUAGACUUUAAGCAGUAGCUGUCAGACCCCCAAGGGGGCUGAGAAGACUUGUCAGAACCUGACUGAGGGGCCUCAGCUGUGUGGGAGCAAAGCCCCUCCCGUGUACAGCUGACUGCUCAGCUUUGGCCCCUGAACAGGGACCCUGGUAAGAGCAUUCUCCUCUGGGAGGAGGUGGCAGCAGGGCUUUGUGGAUCCAUCUCCCUACCUGUGUCUGACUUCUCAGUGCUUAAGGGAAUUCUUCUGGCCACCCACUGAGCUGCUCUAGGGCUCUGUGAGGCUGUGAGGAGGCUGCCCUACUUGCCUGGUCCCCUCCGUGCAAGUGUACAUAGGACUUGUAAAUACACAGCAGGGGCUUGCCUUCCUGCCAGUGGCCAUGGCCUUGUCACCUCCUAACCCUGUCUGGACAUCCCACACGGGAGGCAGUGCGACUAACAGAUCCCCAGUGCCCAAACCUUUACAACUGUAUAUAAUAUUUUUGAAGCAGAGAGAAAUGCAUAUAUUUUAAAUGGAAUUUAUUCUAUCUAUUAACUGCCUGAGAGAAUGCAGUAGGGAAUGCCUUCAGACCACAGACGAACCCUCUGCCCACCUCCUGCCGGAGGACCCAGCUGGUUCAGUCCCAGGCUCUGUAACUAUUAACCUCCCGAACUAACACCAAUGAAGUGUCAUUCCACGUGA